Malassezia restricta is the source of this 1521-nucleotide messenger RNA. Its product is annotated as WD repeat protein 68. The record is from RefSeq and is a predicted model, not a curated record. The coding region runs from base 1 to 1521 and encodes 506 amino acids. Lineage: Eukaryota; Fungi; Basidiomycota; Malasseziomycetes; Malasseziales; Malasseziaceae. Gene Ontology annotation, molecular function: protein binding. Gene Ontology annotation, cellular component: nucleus. The transcript has 3 exons.
AUGUCAGCUAUCACAUAUGAGGCUCCAUGGCCUGUGUACGCACUAGCUUGGUCCAACUCGCACUCUUCGACAGACUCAAAUGGCGAACCAUCAAGACAACUCCCGCCCAAUGCACGACUAGCUGUUGGAAGUUUUCAAGAAGAAUACAAUAAUCGUCUUCAGGUCCUUGGCAUGCCGCAUAAUCUUGACGGAUCUUCAAGUAUGGAAGUCCUAGCAGAUGUUUUGCAUCCAUAUCCUGCCACGAAAAUUGGGUUCCAGCCUACGAAUGACCUACAGAGGACGGAAGCAGAGGAAAAAUCACAGGAUGUUGACUGGUCUGGUCAAGCCGACCUAACUGAAACCAGCCACAAUAUAUCCAGCACUUUUAGCACAGCGUCUAAUCCCGACGAUACCUCCGACUUGAUACAAGUGGACCCGUAUCCUGACAGUGAGCUGCUAGCUAGCUCAGCAGACUGUUUACAUGUGUGGGAGAUGGAAAGGAAUGAAGAUGUCUCUGACUUGUACGAUGCCAUGUCGCUGCGACCGAGCCUAUCGAGCAAGAAACGCACCUCCGGUCAUCGAUUCGUGCUUAGAGAGAAGUGCGCUCUCGCGCAUGCUAAAAGCUCUCUUUCACCUCCUGCACCUCUCACAUCCUUUUCCUGGAAUGCCCCCUCACCCAACCUUAUCGUGACGUCGUCCAUCGAUACUACAUGCACCAUUUGGGAUUUACCUUCACGGACCGCUCUCACUCAGCUUAUCGCGCAUGAUCGCGAAGUCUAUGAUGUGGAUUGGUGCCCUGGAAGUGCGGACGUAUUCGCUUCUGUAGGUGCCGAUGGAAGUGUCCGCGUCUUCGACCUACGAAAUUUGGAGCACUCUACUAUCAUUUAUGAAACAAACAUGCAGCCGCCCUCCUCAUCAGAUCGUCAAAACAGCGCAUAUACAUCUUCUUCUGGCAUGAACGUACCACUAUUACGGAUUGCUUUUAACCCAUGGGAUGCAAAUUAUCUUGCUACAUUUCAACUUGAGUCCAACACCGUGCAAAUUCUCGAUGUACGCGCGCCCGGCAGUCCUAUUCUCGAGCUGAGCGGGCACAGUGGCCCCGUUAACAGUGUGGCUUGGGGUCCACCCAGCCAGAGCACGUUGCGAAAUGGACCUAGUAAGGGCAUGAUAUGUACAGGAGGCGACGAUGCUCAGUGCCUCGUAUAUGAUCUGACUAGCUCAACUCUUCGAACAGCAUCUGCUCAAGGACGGCGCUCUCGAAACAGUCCAUAUAAACAAAGCCAUUCACCGGGAAUAGACGGAUGGCGUGUCGGCGCAGAAGUGCCGGUGCUCGCUUAUACGGCCCCGUCUAUGGUCAACAAUGCUAGCUGGCUCGGCAUGCCUGCGCCAUCAAAACGCACAUCGCUACAGAGCAAACACCGCAGCCUUUACCGCAGCUUACUCAGUGAGUGGACUGAGUAUACGUCCUCUACAUCCACAUCCAGCGGCACCGACUGGCUGGCUCUAUGUGCAGGUCAGGCGGUCAAGAUUUUGCGUGUGUAG